This is a messenger RNA of Meloidogyne enterolobii, 280 nucleotides long. The record is from the annotation of a GenBank genome assembly. NCBI's taxonomy places the organism in Eukaryota, Metazoa, Nematoda, Chromadorea, Rhabditida, Meloidogynidae.
CAAUAACAGUCAGUGUCCUUUGAAGGGAAAUUUAUUUUUUUUUCUUCAUUUUUUUCAACUUCCACAAUUUUUCUCCAAAAAAAAUUUAAAAAUGUCCAUUUACAUUUUAUUCCCCCUUCUAUUAAUCUUUCAUUGUAUUAAUGCUGAGAUAACAAUGAAUGAAUGGCCUGGAGCUGGGAAGAAAAUGGCUCGUGGUGGUUUAGUCGAAUCUGAGGGGGUAAAGGCAAGAUUUGUUAUAAAUGAAGGGUUUAGCCCAAAAGAUCAAAACGUCUAUAGAUAA